Molecule: messenger RNA, 4147 nt
Organism: Girardinichthys multiradiatus
Lineage: Eukaryota; Metazoa; Chordata; Actinopteri; Cyprinodontiformes; Goodeidae
Gene: tmem121b
Product: transmembrane protein 121B
Exons: 1
Coding region: 170-1384 (404 amino acids)
Source: RefSeq, a predicted model, not a curated record
UUUUAUAUUACCUAUAAAUUGUCUCAUUGAAAUCUAAAUAUUUUGGAUUUGGGCUAAAGCCCCCAAUGUUUUGAGUAUAUAAUAUAUAUAUAUAUAUAUAUAUAUAUAAAAUAUAAACGGGGGUGGACUAAAUCAGGCUAAUCAGAAGCGGUCCAUUCCCUGAGAGUCCAUGCCUUUCUUUGCUCUGGCUCCUAAAGAAAAUCAGCAGGGAGGCAGAAAGUGGAGAAAGGGAGGCGGCAGCUCAAGUACAAUGAUCUCUGAAACUGGCAGCAUUAAUCCGGACAGCGACCAUCAUCCUAACGAAGCAAACAGCAGCCAGCACUCCUCCCUCUACUCAGCAGCCUGCCAACUAAGCAGGAGUCCAGAUACCCAGGGCACCCACGGCGGUUUCCAGCCUCUGUUCUCCGCCUGCAUCAUGACAUCGGGGGAGUUCUUGCCAGGCGCUCCUCUACUGGCGCACAAAUCCAGAAGGAGCCUGCUGUACAAGUCGCUCUGCUUCCUUCUUCUCUUCUUCCAGGGCGGCAUCCUGGACUUCUAUCUCAUCCUCUUCACCGACCUGUACUGGUGUUCUUGGAUAGCCACCGACCUGGUGGUCAUCUCUGGUUGGGGGGUUUUCUUCCUGAAAAACGCCAGAAGCCAAAGAGAAAGGGCCUGCGGUUUCCACCAAAAAAACUCGAUUUUUGGCUGCAACCUCGGAGAAUUUACCUAUGCCUACUUAGCUUGGCUAAUCUAUGUCAUCGCCUGCACCCCCAAAAUCGUGCUAAUCUUGGAGACCUCCAUUCUGGAGCUGAUCGCGCUGAAAGUGCCGUGCGGGGUGACGGGCUUUAAGAUCACGGUGCUGCUGUCAGUACCGCUGCUCUUCUGCCUCAUCAACUCCAUCGUGGUGGAUUUAAACGGUCCAACCCGCCACCACUCCCAGAGCUGCUUCACCAGCACCUGCCUCGACUUGCUGGACAGUUUCACACUGAUGGAGAUGCUUCUCAGAGGUGAGGUCCCCUCCGUGUACCUGAGGUACACUGUGAUCACGGUGUACUUCGUGGCCCUCGCGGUUCCGGUGAUCUGGCUCUACGAGCUCAUGGCGGCGGAGCGACGCUGCCGGUGGCUGUGGGCUCGCUUCUUCACCGGACAGUUAGUUAACGCACCGCUUCUCGUAGUUCGGUGUUUCCAGGUCUUUGUCUACCAGAUGCCGGUGUCGGUGUUCAUGUUUAAGAACAUCUUCUUGUUGGCGUGUCGCCUGCUGGAGCUACUGGAGCAGUGCGCAGCAGUGCAGGGCCUACGGAGGCGGUCUGGCACCAACAACCCAGCCCAGUUCUCCCACUGCGUCUCAGAGAACGACAUGUGUCCCCACGGAUAUGUCAACACUCUGGCCGUCACGCAGUCUUAAUCAGCCUGCAGGUUCUGAUGGUUAUCAUGAAAAUGGAGCAGACACAAGCCGAACCUCUGCGGGCAGACUGCGGCUUCUGACCGGGAGAUCAACACAGCUUCUCGGACAAAACUGUUAGGAUCCACAACUGUUCAGGAUAUCCGCAUUAAGAUAAUGGUAUAAAGAAAAUUCUACUAUUCUGAAUUACUGCAAAUAAACGGAGCACGAUAAAAGGAUCAGAACAAUUUCUGUUCUUUAAAGGCCUCUUCAGGGCGCGGCGCUGACGGUGUGGGGGUUAGGUCUGCGACCAUAUGCGGAGGCUACGGUCCUCGAGCCGGCCGUCCCGGGUUCGAGUCCCCCGGACCCGGCGACAUUUACCGAGUGUCUCCCCCUCUUUCCUGUUUGCCUACUUUCAAAAAAUAAUAAGGGCCAUUAGUGCCGAAAAAAUAUCUUUAAAGGCCUCUUCAGCCUGGAAGUUGGUCAUUGGAACAUUUUAAAUAAAAAUAAAAAUGAGAAGUAGCACGAAAGCAAACCUACAUUUUUAAUAAAAUUGACCUUAAUAACAGUUUUUAUCUUUGGACUUAUCUUUGUUGCUGUUUUAGAGUGAUAUCACAUUGCUGCUUGUCCUACAGCUUGGACUUGUGGAACCCUCUGAAGAACUUUCUGUUAAAUUAUUUUCACUGAGAUAUAUUUAGUAGUUUCUUACUUGUGUCUUUAGAGCAAUCCCAACAGACCAUAGGGUCGGCAGGGAAUUCUUCCAGAAGAAUCCUUGAAGCCAAAGAGGAAGGGAUUGCUUUUUGGUCCAUUAAACUGGUGCUUGUUGAGUUUUUGACCAAGACAAAUGCUUCUGCAGAAACUUGAGGACGGUCUCCACCCAGCAUUUUGCUCCUCUCCUGCAGCGACAGUUCCUGCUGGUGACAGAGUCGUCCCCCACUCUGUUUUUGAUUUAACAGCAGCGUUAGAAACCCAGUGAAAUAGGUGUGUGUAUUUUAAUGAUGUGCUUAAAGACUCAGCAGUGGCCUAACAAGAGUGGUCCUCUAACAGCACUUUCUGUUGGUGUCACUGCUGGACCAGGGCUUUACUCCUGUCACAUUUUAGAACCAAGGCCUUUGUCUUCUGUCGGAGUAAAUGCCACAAUAAUUAACAUUGUAAAUGAAAUGAGUCAAAACAGUCCAUCUGAUGUAAUGGUGCUGAUAGGUUGCCUGUUUGAUCUCUGUAGAGGCCUGAUUUUUCUUUUUCUUAGCUUUGGUCUCUCAGCAGCAUCUCUGCUGUCAGCUGAUUUCAGAGGUGAAUGUGAGUGGAAUGUAAAGUACCUGUCAGAGUAUGAAACGGGUGAUGCUGUGUUGCUAGAGGAGGGUUUUUUUAAUGGCACAAGUGUAACUUGUAAUGGUUGUGCCUUUAAAGCCUCAAGAUUCUAAAUAAAACUGUCUUCAUAUGCUGUCAUUUUGGAGAACAUCAAUAGUCACAGUAUGGCAUCCAAUAACAUGAGCCUGUUCCUAAUAUAAAGGUAAACUAAGGUGUAAAAAGUUGAGGUUUCAAAACUGCUAACAUUUUUAGUUUCCAUCAUUGUUUACGUUCCAUGUGACUAAAUUUUUCUCCAGCCGUAUGGAGUUGUGCUGCUCUCUCAUUCCUUCACCUGUUGCUGCACACUGCCAGUGUUAACUUUUCUUUGUUUUUAAGGAGAAAGCAAGCUGAAAAAAUGAAGGACAGCCAUGGUGUGAAAAAUGAAAGAAGGCCACUCUUAACACUUAUUGAAGUAACACUGUUUUAAAAGUACAGUUGGACAAGGCAUGCCUGUCAUGCAGCUCUAGCUAAGCAAAUAGUCUCUGCCUAACUAACCAAUAUCAGCUUGUUAGACUCUAUAAAGAGUAGAACUGGAAAGAGUGAUACCUUUUUACACAAUAAACACUUGAAAACUAGCAUUUAAUUUAGGGGGUGUUUAUUUUAUAUUUUGCUAUAUUGAAAGUAUAAAUGUAUAGCUCAGAUUGUCAUAGUAAAUAUGUUAAAAUAUUUUUAAUUGAAAGGGAUUAUUUUAAAAUAUACACUUUGUUUCAUAUGGUCAGAAGGUGUGUUGAGGUUCUGAAAACAUAGUUCUAUCCAUGAUCAGCAAGUUGUUUUAUCCAACACUACAUCCUACACCUUUGGUAAUUCUACUCUUUUAUUUAGAAAUAUUUUGAGGAAAAAAGCAGAUUUUCAGGAAUCUUUUUUUUCCCACAAAAACACCCCAAAACAUUCCUCAGACACCAGUGAUUCCAGAUUUUCUGCCAAGUGUUGCGAGAGUUUAAAUAGAAGGCAGUCAAACUUCAUAGGCAGGGUUUUACCUUUAGCAAUAUAAAUAGAAUUUUACAUGAUGACUUCAUUUUUCAAAAAACAGUAAUGUCCCUGAUCUUUUUAUGUGGAUGCCCACUAAAGGGAUUAAAUACCUGUGAAUCCCCAUCAGUCAGUCGGAACUAAGUACAAUAAAACAUUGUCGUCAAGUAUUAAAUAGAAGUCCACCUGUCAUCUCUUUAGGCACUUAUGGUCUCCAUGACCUAAAAAUGUGUGAAUAUAUUGUUGCAUAGUAGUGUAUGCUUCACAUGUUUGCGGUUAAUUAAUGAGUUUUUUUUUUUUUUUAAGUUGGAAUGUCAUGCCCUGUCCUGCUUCGUGAGGUCGUUCAUAAGUUUACUGUGAUGUUCUCAUGAUGUGGCUGAACCAAGUUUAUUAUAAUGUAUGUGACUGAGGAUGAUACAAUGUGCAAUAUCUGAGAAAUAAAGAUACCUUUUAAGGCCUUUUAUUGAACAUGAA